Candoia aspera is the source of this 1906-nucleotide messenger RNA. It is a transcript of the gene UNC50, whose product is annotated as unc-50 inner nuclear membrane RNA binding protein. The coding region runs from base 874 to 1716 and encodes 280 amino acids. NCBI's taxonomy places the organism in Eukaryota, Metazoa, Chordata, Lepidosauria, Squamata, Candoiidae. The record is from RefSeq and is a predicted model, not a curated record. The transcript is spliced from 6 exons. Gene Ontology annotation, cellular component: Golgi membrane.
UCUGAGCUUUUCUAAAUCUCAUUGCCCUCUAGGAUUAAUAUUGUCUUUAUUUCUUCAACAGACUGACUCCUCUUUAAGUGUUCUUGAACCCAAAACCAUUUAUAUCUUUUUCUCUGGAAUUUUAGGAAUAUUUUUUCUGCUUCUAUUUUCAGAAUACCUCUAUCUCUUCCCAUAGGAUCUUGGAUUCUCCUUUUAUAAGUUAAGUGUAGUGUAUAUGUUUCUUACAAUGAUUUUACACUGUGACUGUAUGUCCUACAGAACAAAUAUUACUGGCUUGCCUACUUUUUAACUUUCUGAAUUUAAUCUGUAUGUUUUGUAGUUUGUUCCACAGUCUGCCCCAGCAUUGUCCCAUCUGUUUGGAUUUCACCUCUUCAUCUGUUUUUUGUUACAGCUUUGAUCUAGAUUCAUCAUCAUCAUGAGAGUUCAUCAUAACUUGAGGGUCCUUCUAACAGUCUUACUCAAAGCUUAGCUAAAUGUUUGAUCUAUGUCCAUAUAGUUUUCUUGACAAGAGUAUGAAAGUAGUUAGCUGUUGCCUUCUUCCAGGUUUGAUUUUGGGGCUCCUUCUGCUAGGAACUUCUUUCAUGGCUAAUCCCUGUUGUGGAUUGCUUUUAGCUUCAUUCCUCCUCUUCCAAUUUUAGCAGCAAGGAUAAUCUUAUUGCAGUCUCCCACUAACAUUGUUCUGAGGAUCAGUGGAACUACUGAGGAUGCAUAGGGGGCAUUCUUGGAAGACACAGCCUGCUCUAUAUUUAUUGCACACUUAGCCUUCCCUCAGAAAAACAGACCUUGCAAACAUGUAUUUGUCUCUGCAACUGGCUUUUCGGCUCCCUUUAUUGAUUUACGUUCAUUCUGUUCUUCCACAGCUAUGUCUGCUGAAUGGUUUUCUUGUCCCUAACUUUCCCUAGCCAUUUGAGAUUACUACCUUGGAUCAAAAGCAAGAUGUUGCCUACCACAUCAAUUAAUCCCCGCGAUCAGGGCAAUGGAUCUUUAAAUACUCGUGCAUCAGCAAGACACACAGCAGGGGCAAAGCGCUACAAAUACUUAAGGAGACUCCUUCACUUUCGUCACAUGGACUUUGAGUUUGCUCUAUGGCAGAUGUUGUAUCUGUUCACUUCACCACAGAAGGUGUAUAGAAACUUUCAGUAUAGGAAACAGACAAAAGACCAGUGGGCCAGAGAUGACCCUGCUUUCCUUGUGUUGCUGAGUGUUUGGCUGUGUGUAUCCACUAUAGGAUUUGGCUUUGUGUUAGGCUUGGGAUUUGUUGAAAUGAUAAAGCUGCUGCUGUGGGUCGUGUUUAUAGACUGUGUAGGAGUUGGCCUUCUAAUUGCAACUUUAAUGUGGUUCAUCUCCAAUAAGUUCUUGCUAAAGCAUCAGAACAGAGACUAUGAUGUAGAGUGGGGAUAUGCCUUUGAUGUUCAUCUGAAUGCUUUCUACCCACUUCUUGUCAUCCUGCAUUUCAUCCAGUUGUUUUUCAUUCAGUAUGUAAUUUUAUCAGCUUCAUCUCUUGGCUAUUUUGUUGGGAAUACUUUCUGGCUGAUCGCAAUUAGUUACUACAUCUACGUGACUUUUCUGGGUUACAGUGCACUGCCAUUCCUGAAGAACACGGUGAUCCUCCUGUACCCGUUUGCGCUUCUCAUCCUGCUGUAUGUGGUUUCAUUGGCAGUUGGAUGGAACUUCACAAAAGCACUUUGCCUUUUCUACACGUACAGAGUGAAAUAAACUGGUCUCCAAUAAGUGACAUCUUGUACAAAUGGCAACCCUGGUGAGAUGAAGAUACUCUUGUACAUUCCUGUAAAUAACUUAUUUCUCACUGUAGAUCAGUGUAUACAAAAUACUUGGUUUUUUAAAAAAUGUAUUGACAGCUUCUGAUAAAUAAUCUGGUAUUCUUCUAUAUCCCUCCCUUGUGGAA